Guyanagaster necrorhizus is the source of this 883-nucleotide messenger RNA. RefSeq lists its product as uncharacterized. The transcript has a single exon. Bases 282 to 491 code for a protein of 69 amino acids. The record is from RefSeq and is a predicted model, not a curated record. NCBI's taxonomy places the organism in Eukaryota, Fungi, Basidiomycota, Agaricomycetes, Agaricales, Physalacriaceae.
UUUUUUGAGGGGAAGAAAGAUAUGAUAGAGCAGGAGGGCCAACAAGUGAGGCAGAAUACAGGGUAUCGGACAAGAAAGAGAAGAGUUGUUGGUGGUGUCGAGCCGCCCAGACAUUCGUGCCUGACUGCCAAUUGAAAGCUCGACGGUUCCACGGUCGUUACUCGGCGGCAAACCGUCUAUUACAGAACAUGGAGCUAUCUUACGUCGUCUGAUAGGCGCUCAGGAUGCACAUGUCCUGUCAAGAUAAGUUGAUCCUUGGCCAGUCCAUAAUCACCCAAGCGAUGCUUGCCCCGCCUAUUACCCUGACAGUGAUUAUCAUUCUAGCAGCCGUGUCCUUGCUGCUUAUCAUCACACUGCUAGCGCUGAGAAUGCGCCAAAGGAGAACAAGACUUUUGGGAUGGACUGGAGAAAACUGUGAUCUUCUGUCGGAAGCGCGGUUGGAUGAGAAUGAGGCGCGCCGCGAGAAGGAAUUGCGUGAUGAAGGGAAAUAGCCUUUGGUUUAUAAUGGUACGAAUUCGGUGUAGUCUGGCUGUACGGAUGAGCUCUAAUCUCCUUGUAGUCACGAGAAUUGACACUCCUUCCACCACUUCGUCGUCGUGACCAAUCGCGCUGCACCUGCCAAUUCUCGUACACGCAAGGUUCCCUGUUGGAUUUUUACUAGAUACUUGGCCGAGCGCUGAGUUUCGGCUCAAGGAAGUAGGAAGUGUAUGCCCGCUGUGGUUCGAUGUCCGUCCCCAGUCAGUAACCUUACGGUCCGUACCCAUUCUCUAGCAAGCCACCGCCCAUCGACUUUGUAAUUCUACCGCGUUCAUCAGAUAUUUUUACAAGUGUAAAUUAUGUACUCACCUUGACCGUACACAGACUCGUGUUCCUUCAGUUUCGC